CCGGGACUUCACUUUCCCUGGGAGUGGAGAAGAGGAGGAGCGCGAACUGCGCAGGCGUCUCUCGCACCUUGUUGAUUAGUCAGUCUGCUGUGCUGGGAUGGCGUUUACUGGGUCAACUGGAGCUAUCAGCGAAAGAGUCAGCGGGAGCGACAGCAGCCUCCUUUGCAACCCACGCCGCCGCUGGCGGAGCAGGAGCGGUCGGUGGCAAGUCACCUUGCCUUUGAGCCAAGCCCAGCAUGGCCUGGGGAGGCGGCAGCGGCAACACUAGAGGCUGAGGGAAGCGCGCUCCGCUCGGGAGCCUGCAGCUCUCCCCAAGACUUCGCCGCUGCUCGACUCUUCCGACCGAAAGAAGGCGGGAAGAUGGAUGCGGCCCCCUCGCCGGGCUUCAGUCUGAAGGAUGUGAAAUGGAGCUCCGUGUCCAUCCCCUUGGACCUUCUGGUUAGCACUUACCGCUUGCCCCAGGUCGUCAAGCUGGAUGGCGGUGAACCUAUAGAAGGUCUUCGAGAGAGUGAUUACCUUUUGAUUCAUUCAUGCCGACAGUGGACAACUAUUACAGCUCAUAGUCUAGAGGAGGGCCAUUAUGUCAUAGGGCCGAAGAUAGAAAUCCCUGUGCAUUAUGCCGGGCAGUUUAAGCUGCUGGAACAAGACCGUGAUAUUAAGGAGCCAGUGCAGUAUUUUAACAGUGUGGAGGAGGUGGCUAAAGCAUUUCCUGAACGAGUUUACGUCAUGGAGGAAAUAACAUUCAACGUUAAGGUGGCUUCAGGUGAAUGCAAUGAAGAUACAGAAGUUUAUAAUAUUACCCUUUGCACAGGAGAUGAGCUCACGUUAAUGGGGCAAGCGGAAAUCCUAUAUGCAAAAUCUUCUAAGGAAAAGUCACGGCUCAAUACCAUCUUCAAGAAAAUUGGAAAACUCAAUUCUAUUAGCAAAUUGGGCAAAGGCAAAAUGCCUUGCCUGAUUUGCAUGAACCAUAGGACCAAUGAGAGCAUUAGCCUACCUUUCCAGUGUAAAGGGAGAUUCAGUACACGUAGUCCCUUAGAGCUGCAAAUGCAGGAAGGUGAGCAUACCAUUCGUAACAUCGUUGAGAAGACACGGCUCCCAGUGAAUGUGAAUGUGCCAAGCCCUCCCCCACGGAAUCCUUAUGACUUGCAUUUUGUCCGUGAAGGGCACCGUUACAAAUUUGUUAAUAUUCAAACCAAGACGGUUGUGGUUUGCUGCGCACUGCAUAGUAAUAAAAUUAUUCCAAUGCACUUUCCUUUGCAUUUGGCUCUUCCAAAGUUUACCCUUCCAGAAAGUCUUGUGAAAGGAGAGGCAUGGCAUGAAGCCUUUGUGAAGCACUGGUUCAGCCUCUGUCAAGAGCAGUUUGAUAUUGAUGAAUAUUCUCGUGCUGUAAGAGAUGUAAAAGCUGACUGGAAUGAAGACUGCAAAAGCCCACAAAAAAGUCGACCCACCAGCCACAAUCAUGUGCCAAACUCCCUCAGUUAUGCUCGGGACGAGUUGACCCAGUCUUUCCACCGUCUUUCAGUGUGUGUGUAUGGAAACAACCUCCAUGGAAAUAGUGAGGUGAACCUUCAUGAUUGCAGGGACUUGUGUAAUGAGUGGGCUUUAUCCUCUCAUGAUGCUUUGCAAGAUUCUGGGGAUGGGAGCAGCAGCUACCUUUUCCCUGAAAUCAGUGAAGAAACAUUCUGUUUACCUCCUAAACUGGAACUUCCAUAUGAAGAACUAUGGUUGGACAAAGGGGGUGGGAAAGGGAAUGAUCAGCCUCUUACUCGCUCACAGAGUGAAAAGAACAAAUGUGACAGCUACAGGCGUUCUUUCCGGUCCAAGGGUGGGACGUCUUCUCUGCCAGCACCUGGGCCUGUAAUAGCAACAGCAAAAUCCUCAGAUGUUUCCCUACCUCCACCACCGGUGCCUCCUAAAUCAGAAGCGGUCAGAGAGGAAUGUAGACUCCUGAAUGCUCCUCCUGUCCCACCACGCAAUUCAAAGCCAACAUCCACUAGCCCUUCUAUUCCUCCACGGAUGAGCAAAUCAGUGCGGCAGCAAACUCGUUCUCCUAGUCCAACUCUUUCAUACUAUUCAUCAGGACUGCACAAAAUUGCUACAGAAGGAGAUGCUGAGAACUCUUCUGAGAUUAUUCCUGCUGCUUGCUAUCCAUGUGGUACGGUGAAAACUGACCUGCAAGAGCUUGGCAACAAAUUGCCUUUGGGAAGCCCUUCUGCUGAUGCUUUGUCCUCUAGACUAUCAUGGCCAAAUCAUUUUUCUGGAGCUGUUGAAGGCCUUAAUAGGAGUGAGUUUCUGUUGGAUCCAAGCAGAAGUUAUAGCUAUCCAAGACAGAAGACUCCCAGUACACCAAAGAGAAGCUGCCCAGCACCUUUUACAUUUGAUUUUGAGAGAAGUGAAGUCUCUGCAGGGGAUGUACUGCCAGCUACAACUGAACUAGAAUGCACAGUGCCCAGUUGCCCAAAGUCAGCAAGUUACUCUCUUGAGUAUACUGAUGAAAAAAAAUUGGCAAUAAGUGACACAUUGCAGUCAGUUUCAUGUCCUGCCUUACCCCCUCGUGCACCAAAGAUGGUGGAGGACAAGCCAAGCCUUGACUUGUGUCCUGUGUCUCUCAGAAUAGAUGGUGCUGAGGAAGAUCCUCAUAGGAGCUCUCCAGACCUUUCUGAAGACCAGCAUCUGGGUAAAAAAGGCAUGCAAGACAUCUUCUCAGUUUCUUACCCUUUCUCGUCACCCCUUCAUCUUCAGCUAGUACCAAGAUCUUGUGGUGACGGUUCACCUUGGCAGCCACCUGUAGAUCUGUCUGGGCUUUCCAUUGAGGAAGUAUCUAAGUCUCUGCGAUUUAUAGGCUUAUCUGAGGAUGUCAUAACACUUUUUGUCACUGAAAAAAUUGAUGGCAACUUGCUUGUCCAGCUCAAUGAAGAGAUCCUUUCUGAGGACUUCAAACUCAGCAAACUACAAGUUAAAAAAAUACUGCAGUUUAUUAAUGGCUGGAGACCUAAAAUGUAGUGCUGACUAGUUCAACAAAAUGUAGAAGUAUUCUAGAAGCCCUGAAACUAACUCACAAUCUACCAUUUUUAAUUUUUUAUUGCACUAAGUCCUUCCUUCCCUCCCUCCCUCCUGUAAAUAGUAGGAGAAAUACAGUUAUUACUAUGCAGAUAAUUUUGAGUGUUGAGCAGACACUUUUGUACAUAAUAGAAGGAUAAAGGUGUGCCUUUUGCAUCCCUGAACAUUCACAGCUGCUAAAUAGUGGACAUUAAAGGGAAUUAAUUUGUUCUCAUGUAGUCUAGUGAGACAUAUUUAUUACUAUGGAUUAGCAAAACUGGUGCACAAAUCAGUUUAAUUUUUUUUCAUUUCCCUGUAAUCUUUUUUUUCCUCUUGGGUUUUUAUUUUUAUUCUGAUAGUUACAGACUUUGCCUUCUGUUUUUAUAUGUGUAAUGGCAAGUGUCAAAUACUCCACUUUUGCACAUUGUUCUGACUAUAGAAAGAUUCAUUUUAUAAGAUUCUUGGGUUGUAAUGAAUAAUGGAUCCAUAUCCUGAUACAAAAAAAUCAAGAACUGCCACAGUCUAGGCAGAUAGAUUCUUGCACCCAGUAUUUUUUUUUUUUUUUUUUGCAUAGCAUAACAUUAAUAAAAAGAAAGGGUAAAGAUUGUCGAUGUCUAGUAGGGGCAAUGGAUUAAAUACGUGCUAUUUUUAAUAAUUUGAAAAGAAACAACUCUGUGUGUACAGAGAACAGCAAAUAAUUCCAUGUAAAAGUUUUUGCAACGACUUUGCAAACUAUUAAAAUGCUUAUAUGUAUUCUGAGCAAAUGUUGAUUAUUCCAAUUUGGAAUAAUUGGUAAAGAUCAGCACCUCCAUUGUUUAUGUGUAAAGUGCAUCCAAAAUAAGAGUGAUCUGUCUUCAGUUGUAACUUCAGUUGAACAGGUGAGAAACUGGUACAGCGAUUCAGUGGUUCCUUCCUGAUAAUUCACAUUCUUCUUGUUUUCUUAAUUUUCUUAAAAAUGCAUACAGUUAAGGAAGAACAAAACCUGACCUAUUAAUCUAAAUUAAAAGAAACCACAUUCCAAAAACUAAACCUGUCUAAUCAAAAUGAAACUGAAUAAAUAAUUUUCUUAAAGCAAUUUUUUUCACUUAGAAGGAGAAUAAUAAACCUCUUAAUAAAUUAUGUAUGUAUAUUAUAAAUUUCUCAUAUCUGACAUACAUUUGAUUAUUGAAGUGGGAGUGGGGUGUUAAUGAAUUUACUCCUUAGCCUGUUUUGACUAUAACAGACUUAAGAAUGGGCAAACUUUAGGCUUAAGGAAUUUAUUUUAGAGAAAAUCUGAGACCCAGCAUUGCUGGGUACAUUUAUACUAAAUAUAUCAUAAUACUGUGCUUCUGAGCACAUGUUUAGCUCACAGGUUUUUUCCUCUCCAAGUAUUCUUUCUCAGGAACCCCUUAUAGUAGAGGGCAGAAGAAAUUAUUAAAAAAUUGGAAACCAGAAACCCGAAACCCUUACCAAUAAAUGGUGAUUUAACCAAA
Candoia aspera is the source of this 4511-nucleotide messenger RNA. It is a transcript of the gene GAREM1, whose product is annotated as GRB2 associated regulator of MAPK1 subtype 1. Gene Ontology annotation, molecular function: proline-rich region binding. The transcript has 6 exons. Bases 361 to 3003 code for a protein of 880 amino acids. Gene Ontology annotation, biological process: epidermal growth factor receptor signaling pathway; cellular response to epidermal growth factor stimulus. NCBI's taxonomy places the organism in Eukaryota, Metazoa, Chordata, Lepidosauria, Squamata, Candoiidae. The record is from RefSeq and is a predicted model, not a curated record.